Molecule: messenger RNA, 2868 nt
Organism: Yarrowia lipolytica CLIB122
Lineage: Eukaryota; Fungi; Ascomycota; Dipodascomycetes; Dipodascales
Biological process (GO): endoplasmic reticulum to Golgi vesicle-mediated transport; GPI anchor metabolic process
Cellular component (GO): endoplasmic reticulum
Molecular function (GO): phosphatidylinositol deacylase activity
Source: RefSeq, a predicted model, not a curated record
AUGCGACGGAUCAAUAUCAAUGCUAGCGUGGCAUUGUGGACCGUGUUCACCAUCCUGACGAUAUGGAUCUCGUUCGCAUUACACCAGCCCGACGUCCAGACAUGCGAUAUAGCGCGCACUUGGAUCUCGACCGCUCAUGUUGAAGGUUUCGACUCCAAGCACUCGCGGUUUGGUGAAAAAUACUCACUACACUUGAUUCGAGCGUCUCAGCAUGCCAUCCCUCAGCCCAUUCGACCGUCAGGAGUGCCCGUCAUUUUCGUCCACGGCAACGCUGGAGGGUUUCGCCAGAUCGGCCCUUUCGCUGGCAUCGCCCAAGAACUCAACGAUGAACUCAGACUACUAACCAAAGGGGACGCAGGAACAGAAUUCGACUUCUUCUCUAUCGACUUCAACGAGGCAUACUCUGCUUUGCAUGGCCGUACCCUGCUUGACCAGGCCGAGUAUCUCAACGACGCCAUUGCAUACAUCUUAGACAUGUACAAGCGUAACCAACAAGAAGGACUACAGGUUCCCGAAUCAGUCAUUGUGCUGGGACACUCUAUGGGAGGAAUUGUGUCACGUGUUGCGGUUACUUUGGAGAACUACCGACCCCAGAGUGUCAACACUAUUAUUACGCUGGCGUCACCUCAUCUCAUCCCAGCUGCCACCUUUGACGCUGAUAUCACCAAGGUGUACCAUCUAGUCAACGACUAUUGGAGAGCGGCAUUUGCUGAAGGAGAUACCAACGAUAACCCUCUCCGAGAUAUCACCAUUCUGUCUAUUGCUGGAGGCAAGAGUGAUACCAUGGUACCAUCCGACUAUGUGUCUCUAGACUCACUGGUUCCUGCCACAAAUGGUCUUUCAACUUUCACGAAUUCCAUUGCAAGAGUUUGGACUGGAAUUGACCACGAUGCCGUCAUGUGGUGUCACCAGCUCCGACGUCAAAUUGCGUCAGCACUGUUUCACAUUGUUGAUCCAAAUGUCCCAAGCCAGACGAAACCUCGGGAAGUCCGAAUGUCUACUUUCCACAGAAGCUUCUCAGGUUCGCAGUCUCUGUCUAGCGCUAUGCAGGAUUUUAUCAACAUUGAGGCGACACCUCUACAGGAUGGAGUGGAGCAAAGACUGGCCCCAGGCUUCUACUGGGGCCGUAACCUUCAGAUGCUGACUAACCAUGUCAUCAACUACGACUCCAAUAUCGACCUGUACGAGCGAAAAUCUGGAAGUCUACUGAAAGUAUGGCAGUGUAGAUCAAGACAGGGAUCUUCUUUUCGACAAUGCAAGAGAAUCUACCCCCUUUUUGUUCCGGGGAUUAAUGAUUCCGUUCUCUCACAUGUAUCCGUGAACGGUAUUCUCUUGUUGGAUGUGUCCAAGGAGGCUAGCGAGUCUGGAGACUGGAUCAACAUUGAUGAAACGUCUAUGUCAGCUGCUCCUUUUAAUAUAUACGGCAACAUCGUCUUCUCUACUUCCAACAUGGUAUCUCAGGAUAUUGCCUUCCCAGCCCUUACAUCUGGCUUGAUUUCCUACAAGGUGCUUACUUCAGGAGGUGUUGGGCUUAUCAGACAAUAUAUGGGUCGAAACCACCCUAGCCGAACCUAUGAUUCGAAGUACCUUAUCCCUCAUUAUGCUCGGGUGGACAUCUCCUUCCAUGGCGAUGGAGCGCCGUUUGUGCCGUUUAAGCUUAAGACGCCAACAAAAACAGACCUGUCCACAAAAUCGUAUAAGGCCCCACUCCAUCUCCAAGUGUUUGGACAGGGUAAAGUUACAAUUUCUGUUGACUAUGUUGGGUCCCUAGGCAACCUAUUUAUGCGAUACAGAACACUCCUGUUCUCACUCCCCACAGCAGUUCUGUAUGCAGUUCUUCUGUUGCAGUUUUGGAGAUACUAUCAGUCUGGAUCAGAUGCCAAGUUUCUCUCCUUGCGAGAUGCUACCGGGCUCUUCAUCAAGCAGUACCUUUCCUGGGCAUGUCUCGUUGUGGCCGGUCUCAGUUUCGUGAUCAAAUUCGAGUUCAUCAGAGACUUUCUGCACUUUAUUCAGAUCCCUGCCACAGGUUCUAGUAAGAGCUAUGAAAUCGAAACCUUCUAUGGAUCACUCUACACGCAUAUUGAUCUGUUUUUGGGUAUCAGCGGGCCUAUCGGAGUUGUUCUAGCCCCCGCUUUUCUGGCACUUGCGACUGGUAUAGUCGUAGUUGUUACCGAGAUCGUCAUUGCCGUCACCACCCUCGCAUCGUUGGCCAUCUCGAGAGGACAUCGCAAGAUGUCGUUACUUCAGACUCCCAAGAACGUGACGAUUCAGAGCUCUGACGAUCCUAUUGGGGACCUACUCCACAAACGAACCGUCAUCAUCGCACUCAUGGCCUUGCUGGUGCUGCUUUUUGUGCCUUACCAGCUCGCAUUUGCGCUGGCAACCGCCUCUCUGUUGGCACUGACUGCUUACUUUGACGCUGAGGAGUCGGCCUCUGCAUCGCACGACCUCUCCACAUCUCUCUAUGCCAACAGACAAGCCCAAGAGAAGGUUGGGUCUUUCAUUAAUUACGCCACAACCAUGUCUGUGGUCAUGGUUUGGACCACUCUAGUCAACAUCCCCGUGUUGGCUGUUUGGGUCCAAGGUAUGGUUUUUGGACGAUCCACCAUAUUUUCCUCUCACCACAACCUUCUUUCCGUUCUUCCUACUUUGUUGUUCAUUGAGAACUUGUCCUUCCGACGAAUGCCUGAACGUGGCCUCCCCUUCGUCACAUACAUCAUCCUCGGAUACGCGUGUUUCAACUGUACUGCAUACGGCAUGAUGCAUGCCUUCAUGAUCCAUCACUGGUUCAACCUGCUUGCCGGCUGGCUUCUCAUCACCUCCUACAAGCGCAAUAAAACUGUCAUCAAGGAAAGCCGCAUUGAGUAA